AUGGAGCUAUCCGCUGUUGGAGAGCGAGUCUUCGCGGCCGGAGUCCAUCAUCAAACGACGCAUAAGAAGAGUAUGCAGUUUAUUUUCGUUACACCUCCGCGUUUCAAACAAUAAUGUAUGCUAAUCGUGUGUUUGUGCACCAUCGCAAUGGCAUUCUAUCGUCAAUAAGUAGGCCUAAUUUGUUGUUAUACUUGCAGGGUCGAAUGGAAUACCUUGUGAAAUGGAAGGGCUGGUCUAAAAAGUGAGUAGGCUACACACUGGUUUGGAAUCAGGCAGCAGAGCUUCCAGCGUGUCGUUUUAUCUCUCGAAUGCUUGUUUUUAUGUGCAUCAACGUGUGUUAAUGACAUGUUUGGGCUAUGUAACCGAGGCUUGUUAACGGGCAUGGUUUUGGUAACGUUUGCGUAUUUUGCUUAGGCUAUUUUAACGCACAAGCACAGGACAAGAGUGUUGCUAACAUUAGCAGAUUGCUAACUCCACAUACGUCGCUGUCCGCUAGGCAAUGCCAGAAUGAAAGCAACGAGAUUCUCAGCCGACAUUGUGUUUCAUUUGGUGAACGCUUUCGCCACAAAUGUGACACUCUUCUUACGCUACCGUAUCGUCCUUUUGGAUAGAUAUAACACCUGGGAACCGGAGGAAAACAUUCUAGAUGCGCGCCUCUUCGCUGCAUUCGAAGAGAGGUAAGGUUUUGACAGCACAGCAGGCCUCUUCAGGCAUAGUGCGAAUAUGGCAUCUUGGGCUAUCCCCAACAGACGACACGCAUUUAACAUAACUCAAAUAAGACUAUAUUCUGUCGAUCGAGUUACGUUUCAUACGAAAAUGGUAUGUAUUUAUUUCACAGGGAGCGUGAAAGGGAGUUAUUUGGGCCUAAGAAGAGGGGACCGAAGCCGGAGACAUUUCUGCUGAAGGUGGGGGAAUUAAACUGUGACAGUUAGUCCAUAUUUCAGUCAUGUAUUUUCUUACUCAUCACCUAUGUUUUCCGAGAAUUGAAUCAUGAAUCGCGUGGUCUGAUAGAAUGACAGGCUACAAAAUGUCUGACAUUCAGCUAAUAAAUAAAUGAAAGUGGAACAUUGUCUCAUAUUUUGCUCUUUUUUAAAAUGUUUUUACCUCCGCUUUAAUUUCCGUUGUUUUGAUGCUAUUGUUCUAACUCCAAGUUUAACAAAGUAACACACGUUUCCAAGUUACAGUGGGAAAUAAAUGUAUCGCAAAAGAGUGAAUGCAUGGGGCUUACUUUCUGCUUGAUAGCCAACAUUUUCAUUACAACACUUGUAAUAAUGUUUGUUUCUUCCAAAAUUGGCAUCAUUGUAACAAUUAUUUUGGUGUAGUGAAAUGGCAUGUGGAUGAACAAUAUCGGAUUGGCUAUAGGCUUAUUUAAUCGUUUUAAAAUAUCUGCAAUGAUACGGCCUAUAAAUAAGACGAUUUAGCCUUCCAAGUACAUGUUUUUGAAACCCCAUACUUAUCUAACUUGACCUCCUUUAUACAGGCCAAAGCGAAAGCCACAGCAAAGACUUAUGAAUGCAGAAGAGAAAUGCCAAGGGGGAUUCGUGUUUCAUACCCCGUUCCGGAGCCUAUGAUUACACCGAGAGCUCGAGAGGGACUAAGGCCUAUCGUGCCCACAAUCUUCCCCCCUAGCACGGUCAACCGAGGAGAGAGCGUGAGGGUCAGACCACCAGAGCCAGAGAGAAGGCCGCGACCUGCGCCUCCGCCCUCAUUCAUGGCUGAGGAAUUUGUCAACAUCCCUAAAAAACGGGGACCUAAACCCAAGUUACGUUUACGAUUCAACAUAGAGCCAGACAGCUGUCCAACAGAGGAGCCCGCGAAGAGGAGUCGGUUAGAGGAGCAACAGGCCCCAUGCGGUCUGUCUAAAAUGUCCAGACAUUGUCAUCAUAAAGGCGAAAUGUCUGAGAGAAGUGUCAUCCAGUUGACUCGCAGGUUUCAAGAGGGAACGAGCAUUGUGCCAAAAUCAAACGAUGCGCAAAGACUGGUGGGGACUGUGUCCCAUCCUGGCACCCAUAGCCACGAUGGUAGACUUGUCCAUAAGGCUAGACUCGAUCACCAGAGCCGCAUGACUUUAGAAUGCGUCGGGGGCAUGUCUAUCCCACACCCCAAACUGAAGCAUGUGUCCAAAAACCAUUUCUGCGGAGCCAGUGACUCUUCUUCAUCCAUGCAACAGUCUAGGCCCAUUGUCGUCGCCAAAUCGCAUGCAUCGAGGAGUUCUGGGGAGCAGUCAGCGGAGUCUUGGAGGCCUCGUCUGGAUAACGUUGAGAAGGUGGUGGUCACAGAUGUGACAACGAACUUUUUGACAGUCACCAUCAAAGAGAGCAGCACAGACAAAGGUUUUUUCAAAGAUAAAAGCUGACUUCAUUUCAAUAUCUGCUUCACAUAACAUGACUAACAAUGCAACAGCUAUUUGUAAGACGUUGGUAAUCGCUUAAUCAUUAUCAUUUGUGAUACAUUUUCUAUAUCCAGAGUUGUAUGUUUUAAUAUGUAUUAUGUCAUAGUAUUUAAUGUAAUAAUGACCAAAUUAAACAUGUCUAUAUAGCCUAUUUGAAUAUAAUUUUUUGGUU
Molecule: messenger RNA, 2564 nt
Organism: Coregonus sp. 'balchen'
Lineage: Eukaryota; Metazoa; Chordata; Actinopteri; Salmoniformes; Salmonidae
Source: the annotation of a GenBank genome assembly